CCAAGGCCUUGCCCCACCCAGCCUCAGAGCCCUACUGUGAGGUCAGCGCCUUCCGGCGAGUUCCGUCUGGAGGUGUGCAGUGGCCGGGGGCUGGACAUGGCCCCCUGUCCCCAGCCUGUCCCCUGCCUGGUCGGCAGUCCCCUGGGCCUGAUAUGUCUAUCCUUUCUGCUCAUCCCUGCUGCAGCUGGAAACUACUGUGAGUGCAGCCUGGGCCUCAGCCGCGAGGCCCUCGUUGCCCUGAUCGCGCUCCUGGCAGGCGUCAGCGCCAGCUGCUUCUGUGCCCUGGUCAUCGUGGCGGUCGGCAUCCUGCGAGCCAAGAAGUGCGCGAGGCCGGGCCGGGCCUGUGAGCCCCCAUGCCCUGGACGCAUGGACAACAGGGUGGUGGGGCACUUCGGGGUCCAGGAGGACCGCAUGGACCUGCACACGGUGCAUGUGGAGUCGCACCUCAUGGACCCCGACCUGGAGGCCUCCACGAUGCCACCGCUGGAGGACCACAGCCUCUUGACCAUGGAGGCUUCGCUGGAGGAGCCUCCACCCCCACCCCCACCCCCUGAGUAGGGCCAAGCCUACUGGGGC
This is a messenger RNA of Tupaia belangeri chinensis (Chinese tree shrew), 576 nucleotides long. It is a transcript of the gene TMEM210, whose product is annotated as transmembrane protein 210. Bases 97 to 558 code for a protein of 153 amino acids. NCBI's taxonomy places the organism in Eukaryota, Metazoa, Chordata, Mammalia, Scandentia, Tupaiidae. The record is from RefSeq and is a predicted model, not a curated record. The transcript has 4 exons.